Nelumbo nucifera (sacred lotus) is the source of this 2159-nucleotide messenger RNA. Its product is annotated as transcription factor MYBC1. The record is from RefSeq and is a predicted model, not a curated record. Gene Ontology annotation, biological process: regulation of DNA-templated transcription. Lineage: Eukaryota; Viridiplantae; Streptophyta; Magnoliopsida; Proteales; Nelumbonaceae. Gene Ontology annotation, cellular component: nucleus. Gene Ontology annotation, molecular function: DNA binding; DNA-binding transcription factor activity.
CCAGAAAACAAAGCGAAGUGGCUUGCCUUUGUAGCCCACUCCUUGUCUAAUGUCUCCUCUCGUCUCAUUGAUCUCAAUAUCUGAUCCCCUUUGCCCUUAUUUUCAACCGCCAUAUAUAACUCUCUCCCCAUAAAAUCCGGAAAAAAGCAAGAAAAAUAAUCAAUUUUUAAUGCAAGGAAUCAACAAUAGUACCAAUAAUAAGUACCGAAAAGAAUGCAAAACAAGAUCCACCUCGAACAUCCCUCCUUCCCUCUCCCGGUCUCAACCACUCUCUCUCUCCAUUUUCUCUCCUGAUACCAUUCAAUUCAAUGUUUUUCUACAGAAAUUGAACGAAACCCAGAUAAUAGAAUAUAGAAUCAGAGAUACGGAGAUACCCAGAAGAGGUCCAGAAAUUCCGACAAUUGGUGUUGAUUUUCAUUUAUGUUUAAUUUAUAAAGAAAAAAGAAAUAAUGAGAGAGGAGGAGUCAAACUGGUUUUCCAGGUGGGAGGAAGAGCUUCCAUCUCCAGAUGAGUUGAUAUCUCUUUCUCAGACCCUUAUUACCCCUGAUCUUGCCAUUGCUUUUGACAUCCGAAACCCUAACCCAUCUUCACAACCUCCACCAACACCACCACCACCUCCUUCUUCUCAACCUCACUCGGUCGAGUUCGACUCGGGCGAGUUGGGUUCCGGUGCCGCUGGCGAUGAACCGGCUCGGACCCUCAAGCGUCCACGCCUUGUGUGGACUCCUCAGCUCCAUAAGCGGUUCGUGGACGCAGUGGCACAUCUCGGGAUCAAGAACGCUGUACCGAAGACGAUAAUGCAGUUGAUGAGUGUUGAUGGGUUGACUCGGGAGAACGUCGCAAGUCAUCUCCAGAAGUACCGGCUUUACCUGAAGAGGAUGCAAGGACUUUCCGGUAGUGGCGGUGGUGGUGUUGGGGCGGCGGGGUUACCUCCCGCUGAUCCUGCGACGGAUCAUUUGUUUGCCAGUGCUCCUGUUCCGCCUCACUUCUUGCAUCCAGCGCGGCCGGCAUCUGAUCACUUCUUGCCGUUUGUACCGGUCACGUUGCAACAUCAUCAUCAGCAGCAGAUGGCGGCAGCUGCCGUGGCCGCAGCGCAUCAACACCACCAGCAGCAGCAACAGUUCCAUCAUAGGCAGGUGGGACAUUUUGGGUCGCCACCGGGUGGUCAAUUCGAGCAUGGGUUUCUGACGCGGCAGCCGCAGCCGGUGCACAGGAUGAUGGCACCUAUUCCAGGUCAACCGCCGGCUUAUGUAGAGGAUUUGGAAUCAGCAACUGGAGGAGGAGGAGGAGGAGGAGGAGGAGGGAGGAAGGUUCUUACUUUGUUCCCUACUGGGGAUGAUUGAAUUUUGAACCCGUUCCAGUUCUAGGUGCUUUCUAGUGAUUAUUGUAAGUGGCUAGUGCCAAUCCAGUUGUUCUUGGUAGUUUAGAAUCUCAUAAAAUGUAAUCAAAUUGUUGGUACUGGUUAUUGUACUCAUUGCUAUGGUGACUGAUAUUGGCCAUAAUGUCACUUUAGGUAUGGGUAAUAAUUGGCAUUAAUAAUGGUGUUAUUGUUUUUAGGUUGGUGAGUUUUUUCAGCGAGUGGUUGUCUGUGCUAUUAUUUGUUAAACACGUUGACUUUUGGGCGUCUCUGCUGUUUGGUGGUGUCAGUACAAGUACUGCUGUCUUGGAAUUGGUCUUCUUAAUGAUGGAGAAGCUGGUGAUAAAUGUGUCAAGGGCAAUUUUCCAAGCAUUGAGCUCGUGGGUAGAUACUGAUGAUGGAUAGUGCAAUCUAUUUCUUAUAGAGGCUUCAGAAAGAGGGUGGUAUCCUUGUCCAAAGCAUUUUCUACAUAGUUUAUGGGACAUUCCCAGGUAGCUUUUAUUUGUAGGUUAAUUUUUCUUUUGUUUCUUAAUUUGUUGUAUGUAGAGCAGAGGAAUUUGAACCAUGGAAUUGUGUCUUCGUGCUGUAAAUUCUUUGGUUUGAUGUCAGUAGGAGAUCCCAAUAUUAAGGGGAGCUUGUCAGAAAAUUCUGAUGUUAUUAGAAUAUUAAAUGUAUAAGAAUGAUAAAAUAAGUCCCAUUUAUCUGAACUGGAUGAUAUUCAAUACUCUUUCUGUUUCUCUUGUGUCGUUGUGUAUAUUUCCUUCAUGAAUUAUAAAAUGAAGUCAAUGGGAAUUUCGUUUUC